AUGGAUGGAGGAAGUGGUCUGAAUCUGCUAUUUGCCAGCACGAUGAAAGCAAUGGGCCUAACAGUCGACAUGCUGAGAGAGUCCGACACGGGAUUCCACGGCAUCAUACCGACUCGACCCGCUUAUUCCCUUGGUAAAAUAUCACCAGAUGUAGUUUUCGGCACACCUAGCAACUUUAGAAAGGAAAAAAUCGAGUUCGAAGUGGUUGAUUGGGAAUCUCAGUAUCAUGCCAUCCUCGGCAGACCAGCGUUUGCUAAGUUUAUGGCAGUUCCCCAUUAUGCGUACCUGAAGUUGAAGAUGCCGGGCAAUAAUGGGACAACUCUAACCGUCCAUGGAAGCUUCUCCCGCUCAGACAGCUGCGACAGAGAUUUCCAAAAGAUCGCCUCGAAAUUCGGGGCGAAGGAAGAACUUAAUGCGGUUGACACUGUUACGGACCACGCACAGCCACCAGCAGACAAUCGCAACGUAAGAUCUGACGAAUUUGACGUCGCGAAGGAAGCAAAGAAACAGCAGGUGCAUCCCUCUGACCCGAAGAAGACAGUCAAUACUUCGGCAGACCUCACUGUCGCAUAG
Lolium perenne is the source of this 573-nucleotide messenger RNA. NCBI's taxonomy places the organism in Eukaryota, Viridiplantae, Streptophyta, Magnoliopsida, Poales, Poaceae. The record is from RefSeq and is a predicted model, not a curated record.